AUGUCGCAAGGAACAAUUUACCUAUUACGCGGCUCUCCAAGAGCAGCUUUAUGUAAGGACUUGAUUGAAUAUUUCAGCCUUGAUAUCAAGAUCUCUGAUACUGCAGACCCAGAUUUCGCAAAGACAUUUCCCUUGAAAAGAGUUCCUGCUCUCAAGGGCCCUGAUUUUACACUACAUGAAACGCUGGCGGUACUGGUCUACAUCACAUCUCUGAUUCCUCAAAACCAAGGGUUAUUCGGAUCUUCUAGCUUGGAUAAUGCUCAAACUAUUAAGUGGUUAUCUUUCACCAAUUUUGAGGUCGUGUCUGCUUUGAUUCAAGCAUUGUAUCCACUAAUUGGAAAUCGUCCCUACUCUAAGGAUGGUGUUGACCAGGCAAUUAAAGAUUUGGAGUCGUAUGUUGCUGUGUACGAGACUCAGUUGAAGCAGACGAAGUAUCUUGUUGGCGAUGAGAUUACUUUGGCUGAUUUGUUUACUGUUCAGUCCUUCAUAUGGGGAGCUGAAUACAUCUGGGACGUCAAUUGGUUCAAGAAACAUCCGCUAAUUGAGGCCUGGUUCAAGGACGUCAUUCAACAUCCAGUCGUGGUCAAAUCUCUGGGAGAUUUCAAGCCUGUACGAAAGGCUGUUCCUAAUGUUCCACCCAAGAGUAAUUAA
Molecule: messenger RNA, 651 nt
Organism: Komagataella phaffii GS115
Lineage: Eukaryota; Fungi; Ascomycota; Pichiomycetes; Pichiales; Pichiaceae
Exons: 1
Coding region: 1-651 (216 amino acids)
Biological process (GO): translational elongation
Cellular component (GO): nucleus; cytoplasm
Source: RefSeq, a predicted model, not a curated record